AUGGCCAAGCGCCUAUCUCCACGCCAGCUGUUGCCACUGGAUACCAGCUGGGGCGGACGCGAGGAUCGGAAUCAAAGUCCUUGGAAUAGAAGAUGCACAUACACCGAGUUCUCACCGAAUCGGAUCUGCAAAACUUUCGGUGAACGGCCCGUUUUUUCGCCGAAAGCCUCUCACCACCUCAAAAUUCCAGUCUCCAUACCCACGAAGCUGCCCGUCCAGAUCGAGUACAAGCAGCUUCAAGCUCCAACCCCACCAAACGCGCGCGGUGCAACUCCCCCUCCAAGAUGGCUAAAAAAGGUUUCGAAAUCCCGUGUCAUGAUCGUCCGGCUCUUGUCCAUGGCCGCGACUGGAUACUUCUACACCUUUAAGCGUCUCCGAACCGCGUCGCCUAUGAGCAUGCUGAAAUAUGACCCGAUAAUCCGGAGAAAAGUCUUGUUCCUGGAGCAAAAGAAGAAGGGAAAAUGAGCUGCCAUCACGGACUAUUAUCGCAUCAAUACCACAUGUAACAACACUGCUAUCACCAUACACGGCGUUCACGGCGGCAUGCAAUUGGGUUUCGGAGACCACAUGGGCGAAUUGUACAUCGGAAUGCGCCCCCUCAGAGACGUUGCGUCCUAGGGAGGAGGACAUUGGCACGCCGGACCAGCACCAUGUGCUUGUUGGGAGCAAAAGCUUCGAAUACCGCGAUCUGAAUGUACAUUCUAUAAAAACAAACCAACACCUUCAGAAUACGUGCUUCUACCUCGAUGUAUAAUCUCGAUCUGUUUUCGACGUCCCAAAAGUUCCAAUCAC
Messenger RNA from Colletotrichum destructivum, 792 nucleotides. Its product is annotated as Putative zinc-binding ribosomal protein. The record is from RefSeq and is a predicted model, not a curated record. Gene Ontology annotation, cellular component: ribosome; mitochondrion. Lineage: Eukaryota; Fungi; Ascomycota; Sordariomycetes; Glomerellales; Glomerellaceae. The transcript is spliced from 3 exons. Gene Ontology annotation, biological process: translation. Gene Ontology annotation, molecular function: structural constituent of ribosome. The coding region runs from base 1 to 465 and encodes 154 amino acids.